AUGACGACCUCGGCGCUGCGCCGGCAGGUGAAAAACAUCGUGCACAACUACUCAGAGGCGGAGAUCAAGGUGCGGGAAGCCACCUCCAAUGAUCCCUGGGGCCCCCCCAGCUCCCUGAUGUCGGAGAUCGCCGAUCUCACCUUCAACACGGUGGCCUUCGCCGAGGUCAUGGGCAUGAUCUGGCGGCGGCUGAACGACAGCGGCAAGAACUGGCGUCACGUCUACAAGGCUCUCACCCUCCUGGACUACCUCAUCAAAACCGGCUCCGAGAAGGUGACCCACCAGUGCCGGGAGAACCUCUACACCAUCCAGACGCUGAAGGACUUCCAGUACGUGGACCGUGACGGCAAGGACCAGGGCAUCAACAUCCGGGAGAAGGUGAAGCAGGUGAUGGCGCUGCUGAAGGACGAGGAACGGCUGAAGCAGGAGCGGGCGCACGCGCUGCAGACCAAGGAGCGCAUGGCCCUUGAGGGCAUGGGCAGCGGUAGCCACCAGGCCACCUACGGCCGCCGUGCAUCGCCCUACGGCGACGACUAUGGCCGGGCGCGGGGCUCGCCCUCCUCCUUUAACUCAUCAUCCUCAACGGUUUGCCUUGCCUCUGACCUGGAGAAAGCGAGGCCCCAGACGACGGGCGAGGGGGGGCUUUUGGAGCUGCAGCUGCAGCUUGCGCUGGCCAUGAGUCGGGAGGAGGCGGAGAAGAAGCCACUUCCUCCAAUUUCCAGUACAGACGAAGAAAGGCAAUUGCAGCUAGCGCUCGCGCUGAGCAAAGAGGAGCACGAGAAGGAGGUGAGGGUUUGGCAAGGGGAGAACUCCCUGCUGCAGAGAACCGUGGAGGAGACUGCCCAGGGCAGGGAGGAAGAGGAGGAAGAAGACAAGAUGAAGAAAAGCCAGUCCUCCAUCCUGGAGCUGGCAGAUAUAUUCGGGCCAGCGCCAGCCCCCGCCAGCCACACGUCUGCCGACCCGUGGGAUAUGCCAGACAUGAAACCCAAAGCAGAGCCGGCAGCCUCCGCCUGGGCCGCUGCCCCCUGGGUGCCGGUCCCAGCUGCCAGCGGGGAGCCCCUCUCCCAGGCGAGCGCCUCGUCCCAGCAAACCUCUGCCGGGCCCUGGGAUUUUCCUCCCAGCACCACUGCAGCCUCUGACCCUUGGGGGAAGGCACCCAUGUCUUCUGGCUUCCCUCCCACGGACCCCUGGGUGUCGGCAUCUCCCUCCGCCCAGGUCUCGGGUUCUACACCGGCUACCGACCCUUGGGCCGCGGUGGCCGAGCAACCUCCUAACCCUGCUCCAGGGGCGGACGCUUUUGACCUGUUUGCAAAGCCUCCCGAGCCAGCUGAGCCCCCGGAGCAGGAGCCCUUGCAGCCCCCCUCCUCCGCCAAGUACAACAGCCAUGUCGUUUUUUCCCUGUCG
Messenger RNA from Eurypyga helias (sunbittern), 1404 nucleotides. RefSeq names its product epsin 3 (gene EPN3). Gene Ontology annotation, biological process: endocytosis. Gene Ontology annotation, molecular function: phospholipid binding; clathrin binding. The transcript has 7 exons. Gene Ontology annotation, cellular component: clathrin vesicle coat; plasma membrane; endosome. NCBI's taxonomy places the organism in Eukaryota, Metazoa, Chordata, Aves, Eurypygiformes, Eurypygidae. The record is from RefSeq and is a predicted model, not a curated record. The annotation marks the transcript as partial.